Molecule: messenger RNA, 405 nt
Organism: Symbiodinium natans
Lineage: Eukaryota; Dinophyceae; Suessiales; Symbiodiniaceae
Source: the annotation of a GenBank genome assembly
AUGGGUUGCCAUAUCUCGACGGCCGCGCCGACUUCGGAAGUAGUAGUCUUGCGGGACGAGGCAGCAGCAAAGACGAUCCUUGAGCGUUGCCACGAAGAGAACAAAGCUGCCGAUGUGUCGAAAGCGCCCGGCAGACGCAUCACCGACGCGAUGGACUCGUCAUGGGAUUUCGAGAGGAUGCCUGUCGCCGUGCCCCCUGGCUUGGUCGUCCACCGUCCGCCGACGCGGCGAUUGCACGAGAGGCAUCUGGAGAAGCUGAACCGUUUUCUCGCUGAUGUGGAGCAUCAGCCCCAGAUGCUGGAGGACCUCAUCGACACCCGGCGCUGUUCGCUCACAGACUCCUGUGCGUUGCUAUGGAAAAGACACGGAGAAGGAUUCGGAGAGCAAGUCUGCCUGACAUUGUGA